This is a messenger RNA of Closterium sp. Naga37s-1, 732 nucleotides long. NCBI's taxonomy places the organism in Eukaryota, Viridiplantae, Streptophyta, Zygnematophyceae, Desmidiales, Closteriaceae. The record is from the annotation of a GenBank genome assembly.
ACACGCCUGCGGCCCCCCGCUGACUUAGCUCACAUGUCUGGCGCAGAUAGGGAGGGUGGCGAAGAGGGUAUUGGCCGUGCUGCCUUAGUGCCGGAUGGUGUAGCCAGGGAGACUGCGACGUCCAAGGCAUUGCACAAGUUGCUGCACAAAAGAAAACUCACUCUCAGAUGUCACUUGACCACACCAUGGGCCAUCCUACGCUGCGGAUUGGCAAGCCUCAUGGGAGGUGGUUGCGUGCCACGAGACAGUGAUAUGGUAUUCUUGUUCAUCGAAGCCGCCCCCGCUCUUGUCGACUAUUUAGUUGACGCAGCCUCUGCUGCAGUGCCCGGGACAUUCCAACAAAGGGCGCGGUCAAAGUCCCCACGGCAUCUGCCACGCAUUACAACCCGUGCCGGCACGCUGCGGGAGCCCUACUAUGGCAUGACGCAGCAGGAUAUGGCAGGCGGAACCACGAGCGCGGAUGUUGAGGAGGGGUUGCAGGAGGAGGCAGUCGCAGAGGGCGAUGGGAGCAACGAGGGGAGCGGCGGUGAGGAUCAAGAACAUGCGACAUCCGGCAUGGGUGUCGGGAGGGGCCGACACAUGCCGACAAGCAGGGGAGGUGUGACGAACAUGGUGGACGAAUCAGCUCCAACAACGACAGCAGCCACAAACGUGCGGGGGGGCGAUGCUCUUACAGUCAUGGAAGAGGUCUUUGGGGGCAUUUGGAUUGUUAUGGAGGUGCUUGAGGUGUAA